Messenger RNA from Saccharomycodes ludwigii, 462 nucleotides. RefSeq names its product Tma17p (gene TMA17). The transcript has a single exon. The record is from RefSeq and is a predicted model, not a curated record. Gene Ontology annotation, molecular function: protein-macromolecule adaptor activity. Lineage: Eukaryota; Fungi; Ascomycota; Saccharomycetes; Saccharomycodales; Saccharomycodaceae. Gene Ontology annotation, biological process: proteasome regulatory particle assembly. The coding region runs from base 1 to 462 and encodes 153 amino acids.
AUGCCUUUUCAAUCAAAUAUUAGACCCAUCAAAACUAUAGAAUUCAAAGAAGCUAUUCAAAAUUAUACUGCUUCACAGCUAGAAAAGGAAAAAUCAACCAUUGAAAAUGCUAUUUCUCAUUUGCAAAGUUCUAAUAAAAGAAUGGACUUGUUGUUAAAGAAAUUGCAAGCAGAUCAUACAAAAAGCAAAAUGGUUGAUGAAGAUCAAUUCCAACAGGAAUUCGGUAAUGAAGAACUAGUAGAAAGUAAUGAAGACGGUAAAAAUACAGGUAACUCGGAGGAUAUCAAGUUGUUUGAAGAUUCGAUAAAAGAAAAUGAAGGUGUGUUAUACAAUUAUUUUGUUAGGUUGCAAGCUAUCAGAGAUGAAGAGGAAGCCAGGUUAACUAGUACCAAAACUAAUGAUGGAACUAUUACGCCUGCUACUUCCAAUACUACAGCUAAUCCUAACAAUGUUUUUAUAUAA